Messenger RNA from Corylus avellana, 1783 nucleotides. RefSeq names its product serine/threonine-protein kinase SAPK3. The record is from RefSeq and is a predicted model, not a curated record. Gene Ontology annotation, molecular function: protein serine/threonine kinase activity; ATP binding. Gene Ontology annotation, biological process: protein phosphorylation. NCBI's taxonomy places the organism in Eukaryota, Viridiplantae, Streptophyta, Magnoliopsida, Fagales, Betulaceae.
GUACGUGUCGUUGAGAUCAAUUCUUUUGAAUCCCAGAAACUUUACAAACAGAUCCACCUUUGGAGUAAUGUUUGUGAUUUCUUUUUUUUCUUUUUUCGUAUAAACAAUGACUCUGGAGUAGAUAUUUUGUUGGAAUUUGAAAUUUUUUUUUUUUUUUUGAAGGUUGAGGGUUCUCUCUCUCUCUGUGUGUGUCUCUCUCUCUGUCUCUCGUCAUUUGGCUUUUGUUUGGGCUUAAAGUCUUUUAGGUGGUCUUCCUGUUUAGGUGGUCUUCCUGCGAAGAAACAUCUCAUCAUUUCUCUACUGUUCAUUUGAUUGGUAUCUUUUGGGAAUUGGGAAUUUGUUCUUACUUGGUGUUCUUGCUUUGGAUUUCUGUGUGUCUGGAGAACUUUCAUUUGGGUCUUUUUCUCUUUUAAAUUUGUUGGGUUUUUUUGUUUUUUUUUUCUUCUUUUGCUUUUUGGGGUUCGUGAAAUUUGGCGUAUUAUAUUGGUCUUGUAAUUUUUGUGGGCGAUUGUUAAUUUGGGUGGGUUGAGAUGGAGGAGCGAUACGAGCCAUUGAAGGAGCUUGGUUCAGGGAAUUUUGGAGUGGCAAGGUUGGUGAGAGAUAGGAAGACAAAGGAGCUCGUUGCAGUCAAAUACAUAGAAAGGGGGAAGAAGAUUGAUGAGAAUGUUCAGAGAGAAAUCAUCAACCACAGAUCUCUGAGGCAUCCAAACAUUGUCAGGUUCAAAGAGGUCUUGUUGACACCUACACAUUUAGCUAUUGUCAUGGAAUAUGCAGCUGGGGGUGAACUCUUCGAGAGGAUAUGCAGUGCUGGUCGAUUUAGUGAAGACGAGGCAAGAUUUUUCUUCCAGCAGCUAAUCUCUGGAGUCAGCUACUGUCAUUCCAUGCAAAUUUGUCACAGGGAUCUGAAACUGGAAAACACACUACUGGAUGGAAGUCCAACCCCAAGACUUAAGAUUUGUGACUUUGGUUAUUCCAAGUCUGCUUUGCUGCACUCUCAACCCAAGUCAACAGUAGGAACACCUGCAUACAUUGCCCCAGAGGUUCUCCAAAGAAAGGAAUACGAUGGAAAGAUUGCUGAUGUUUGGUCCUGUGGUGUGACACUAUAUGUGAUGCUGGUUGGAGCAUACCCAUUUGAGGAUCCUGAAGAUCCUAGAAACUUUCGAAAGACCAUUGGGAGAAUAAUGAGUGUGCAGUACUCCAUACCCGACUAUGUACGCGUGUCCGCAGACUGUAGGCAGCUCCUUUCUCGUAUUUUUGGUGCCAAUCCGACCACGAGGAUCACUAUCCCAGAGAUAAAACAGCAUCCUUGGUUUCAGAAAAAUUUGCCGAAAGAGCUAAUAGAAAUUGAGAAGACAAACUAUGCAGAAGCAGGAAGUGAACAACCAAGUCAGAGUGUCGAAGAAAUUACGCGGAUCAUACAAGAGGCAAAGAUGCCAGGGAAAGGAUCCAAAGCUGGCUUGCGAGCUGUCGCCGGGGCAUCGGACAGUGAUGACUUGGAGGCUGAUAUUGAAUCUGAAGUUGAUGUCAGUGGUGACUAUGUCAGUGCUGUGUGAGCAUGGCUUCGGAAUUAUGUUGAGAGGAGUUGUUUUAAGUUUUAUUACACGAACUUUCCUUGGGGCCAAUUACUUAUUAAAAAAAAGGGUUUAAUUUAAUUACACAAACUUUCAGUUUGCUGCUAAUCACAUUGUACAGUAGAACAUAUGCUGGAAACUUGUGAGCUGAACUGAGUUUUGAGUUGGGUUUUGUGUGUAUGAAGGAUAUUGCAUUUACUUUUUUUUUUAUA